UUUAUUCAUUUUAGGUGCGGUUCCAUAGAAAGCUACACAAUACUUUUUGAAAUACGAUAUGAUUGGUGACAAUAUUGAGGUAUACAAUAUUGAAAAAGAUGGGAAAGGUUCGAAUGAUAAUCAAGAUUCUUUUUUGAAAUUCAACGAGACCUUAAUUAAAAAGUCAGAAUAUUCACUUAGAAAUCAUGUUAUUAUUGCAGCUAAUAACGGAUAUCAAAAUUUAAUAGACUCAGAUGUAUAUAAUUUUUCUCACCGUAAUAGAGGGAAAGCAAUAAUUGUAAACAAUAGGGAUUUUGAAAAUAAUACUGGUUUAAAUACACGGACAGGAACUGACAAAGAUGCUCUUUGUAUUCGAGAUUCAUUAAUACAUCUUGGAUUUGAUGUAUCCUUGCAUCACAAUUUAAGUGCAAAAAAUAUUAUGCAUCUCAUAAAUCUGGUCAGUCAAGGGGAUUUUAGAGAUGAUGAUUGUUUUGUAUUCAUCAUCAUGUCUCAUGGUGAAGAGGGUUACUUGUGGGGAACAGACGAUACUUUUAAAUUAGAACAAUUAACAUCGUGUUUUCGAGGGGAUGUUUGUAAAACACUAGCUGGCAAACCAAAAUUAUUCUUUGUACAAGCUUGCAGGGGAACCAGAUUGGAUGAUGGGGUCGAAGCCACUGAUGGCUACGAUGUAACAGAUUCCAAGGUUAUCAAAAAAAUUCCGGUGGAGUCAGAUUUCCUUAUAGCUUAUUCAGUCGUUCCAGGAUACUUUUCUUGGAGAAACUGCUCCGAAGGUUCCUGGUUCAUCCAAAGCCUGUGCAAGGCGCUCGAUAAAUAUUCACAUAAAUUAGAUCUUUUACGAAUAUUAACACGUGUGAAUAGAAUGGUAGGCGAGUACACAUCUAACACCAACGACCCAGACUGGCACGACAAAAUGCAAAGCCCUUCUAUCGUUUCCAUGCUCACGAAAGAUUUAUAUUUUCACUACCCUUCCUUUCCUUAAUCUAUUUAUUUGAUAUGCAUUAUAAUAUCCUAGCAUUCCUCCUAAAUAUAAUUACCUUUAUAUCUUGUUUUUUUUAAUAAAUAUGAUUGAUACAGGGAAUUUAGUAUUAAACAGCUGGAGCCGUUUAAUAACAUUAGUGGGGAUCACUUCGAUUAGUUUCUUCUUAACUAGUAUCGUAUUAGGUAAAUUCAUUUUGGAGGCUAGUUACAUCAUAAUUUUUAAAGGUAAAAUGAUUUUUAUUAUAGAAAAACUAUAAAUUAAUAAUUGUGAUUUUUUAUAAUUUAUUUAACUUAUUAGUAUUGUUUUACUGGAUUCCAAAUAUUUUGCAUUUAUCAUUAC
Molecule: messenger RNA, 1318 nt
Organism: Gordionus sp. m RMFG-2023
Lineage: Eukaryota; Metazoa; Nematomorpha; Gordioida; Chordodea; Parachordodidae
Product: caspase-3-like
Exons: 6
Coding region: 59-979 (306 amino acids)
Biological process (GO): positive regulation of neuron apoptotic process; apoptotic process; proteolysis
Cellular component (GO): cytoplasm
Source: RefSeq, a predicted model, not a curated record